Messenger RNA from Eremothecium gossypii ATCC 10895, 1155 nucleotides. It is a transcript of the gene GSF2, whose product is annotated as Gsf2p. Lineage: Eukaryota; Fungi; Ascomycota; Saccharomycetes; Saccharomycetales; Saccharomycetaceae. The transcript has a single exon. Bases 1 to 1155 code for a protein of 384 amino acids. The record is from RefSeq and is marked provisional.
AUGGAAAUUUACGUGAGGCUCAACGACGACCUGGAGAGGGACUAUGCGUUCCAGAUCGAGAAGGACGACACGUUCGAGAGCAAGCUGAUGAAGCUGUUUGACCGCAAAGAGGGACUCGCGCGGUACAUGGUACUGCGGCCCUCGGUUUUCUACAAGGACGUGCCACGGGGGCUGUGCAAGUCGACGCAUCCGGGGUUUCUGACGGAGCAGGGCUGUCUGCUGUUCGACUACAACGCGAACAAGGAGCAGCAUCUGCAGCCUCUGGAGCUGCGGGAGAAGAAGGUGUGGGAGCAGAUGUGGCCGGGGCAGCUGGUGGUGCCGCAGUACGAGAAGUCGUGGGCGACCAUUCUGGGUUUUGCGGCGCUGAUGCUGGCGUGGCUGUACACGGACCUGCCGGACGUGGUGUCGCCGACGCCGGGUAUCUGCUUCACGAACCAGCUGUCGCGGAUGUUCAUGUACCUUGCGCAGACGCACGGGUACCCGCAUGUGGCUGCGAAGCUGGCCGAGGAAAUCCAGGUGAACUCGACGGGCCUGUUGGCGCAGUGGCUGUUCUUCACGCUGCACGUGGUGAAGGUGGCGCUGAUCGCGCUGUUCUUCUACUCGGGGCUCAUCAACCCCAUCUCGUUGAACCCGGUGAAAGUCUACUCUGCCAGGCAGGCGUUCACUGCGGGAAGCAACAAGGAGCUGGCGGAAGUCUUGCGGUCGUUCGGAUGGAUUGGCGCGAAGCGCGCCACCUACGACGACUACAGGGACACCUACUACCAGGCGGCCAUUGACAAGGCAGGGGGGACAGUGGCGGCGUACAAGAGUGGUAUUUUGAAGAAGGCGUCUGACCCUGGCGUGGCCUUGUCUGCGGGCGAGGGGUUCCAGACCCCGCUCGAGAACCGCUUCAGGGAGAAUACCUUCAAGACUAUGGAAGAACGCCGGAAGUUUGUCUUGUCAGAAGACUAUUUUGUACAACUGGAGAAGGAUCUCAAAAAUAACAUUGAGAAGUGCAACGGCGACGUCGCGAAGGUCAAUGCCGAAAUUCGGCGCUUCAGGAAGUUUGGCUUCUUCGAUGCUGGAGAGGAAUUGCAGCGUCUCGUCCAGUUGAGAAAGGAGGUCGUUCCAUCCCGCGAAUCCAACGAGGACAAAAAAGAGAAGAAGACCAUUUGA